Rasamsonia emersonii CBS 393.64 is the source of this 861-nucleotide messenger RNA. Its product is annotated as UPF0047 domain protein. The transcript is spliced from 2 exons. Bases 1 to 861 code for a protein of 286 amino acids. The record is from RefSeq and is a predicted model, not a curated record. NCBI's taxonomy places the organism in Eukaryota, Fungi, Ascomycota, Eurotiomycetes, Eurotiales, Trichocomaceae.
AUGCUGCGAAUCGUGAUAAAAAUAAUCUCGCGUCGGGAGGGGAAAAGAGAAAUAAAAAUAAGCAAUGACGUCGAUGGAGGUCUUCCUCUUCCCCACCAUGGAGAAAGAGAAAGUCAAUUGAUUGACAAAACCAGCAACUUUCUUUUCGGCGCAUUUCGAUUAUUACAUUGCAUGCCUUUUCUUAUUACUCGCAAAAAUCUUCUUAUUCUUGUCCUGGAAAUCUUCCUCAUCCCUAUCCUCUCUGCUUACUUCUUUCCGAUCUUGAACUUCGUCACCGGUGUGAUAAGCCCGAUCAGAAAUAAUCACCCCGCUCCGAGCACUACCACAACUACAACUCCUCAUUCUCCUUCUCCUCCUUCAACGACUACAACAACAGCAGCAGCAAUAACGCUAACGACUCCGCCGCCGCCGACAGCAACGACAAUGACAUCCUGGUUCCAGAAACAAUUCACCCUUCCCCCGCGCUCGCGCGGCUCGUACCUAAUCACAGACUACGUGCUGAACGAACUGCCCGAGAUCAAAAACUACAAGGUCGGCCUGCUGCACCUGUUCAUCCAGCACACGAGCUGCGCGCUGUCGCUGAACGAGAACUGGGACGAGGAUGUGCGCGAGGACAUGAGCGAUGCGCUGGACCGCAUUGUGCCCGUGGACCGGAAGGGGAAUCUUUAUCGGCAUAGUGCCGAGGGGGAGGAUGAUAUGCCUGCACAUAUCAAGUCUGCCCUCAUCGGCGCCUCUGUCACUAUCCCCAUCUCUAAUGGCCGUCUGGCUACGGGCACCUGGCAGGGGAUCUGGUAUCUCGAGUUCCGCGCCAGUAGGCACACGAGGAGAGUCGUGGCCACCAUCCAGGGCGAGAAGGCGUGA